Messenger RNA from Thrips palmi, 2930 nucleotides. RefSeq lists its product as uncharacterized. The coding region runs from base 335 to 2221 and encodes 628 amino acids. Lineage: Eukaryota; Metazoa; Arthropoda; Insecta; Thysanoptera; Thripidae. The record is from RefSeq and is a predicted model, not a curated record. The transcript is spliced from 7 exons.
UUCUAAAUGAAGCGCUGCCCUAUACUGGGUCGUGCACCCGGUCCGAUUUUUCCCUUUGUGGACUGCACCUGAGUCUGGUUCUGCUCUGCUUUUCGUUUUCUGCACACAUUCGUUCUGCACCAUCGAAUUUAAAGUGUAAAUUUCUUUGCGUUUCCUUCACAAUACGGAAAUAUAACCAUUCAGAUCACCCUCUAGAUCGUUCGAAUUAGUUUCCUGGACUACUGUUGCUUGCUGCUCUUCUCAUGCUUGUUGGCUUAUCUUCCUCUACCUACGGCUCUGACUUGAAUGUUGGCCACAUUUCUGUUCGCAAAUCGGUCACGACUUCAUACGUACGAUGGCACUCAUUUUAUUGGACCAAAAGGACAGCAAAGCCAUGAGAAAGAAGUCCCAUCUCAGUAAUCCUCCUAAAAGGAGAAGACCUAAAUCAUCAGUCAAUGGAUUUUCAUCACAUCCUGAUAGUCAUGAUUCUGCUAGUAGGGAUUCUAGCUUGUAUCAGGACGAUGAAGAUAUUGAUGUUGAUGAUACCCCAGAGCCUAGAAUACCGGAUGAACUCAAAUGUACUGAUUAUGAUGCAUUCAAUCACUAUCUCUUUAAUGACUAUCCUCUGCAAGUAGAAGCCACUGUAGAAAAGUUGACUCUUGAUGAUUCAUUACCAUUAACGGACCAAUUGAAGAGAGCCAUUCGGCCUCCAUCAUUUGAUUCUUAUGAUAGUAUGCAUUGGCAGCCUGGUGAUGUGUAUAAUAUUGCGGGAAUGUAUCCGGAGGUAUGUGUGGAAGAGGAAGACUUCACUCGUAUCAAGAAACAGCUUGACAUGGAACAUAUUGGAAAAUGUAGUUCAUGGGAUGAAGGAAAAUCAAGCUCAUGGUACUCAUCCAAUCAUGACAGUUUUUCUGAAGAUUCUUGUGGUCAAACCAAAGCAUUCACUGCAGAUGGGAAAUUGCAGCCUGUUCAAGUACUUGCUACAGGUGAGGUUGUAGCCCCAGACAACUCUGUCUAUAAAACUGGAAGUGGUCAAUCAAAACACUCAGGAAGAAGAAAAGAGGGAAAGUCACAAAGGUUUGAGUCGUACAAAGACCUCAUUGAAAAUAAACCGAAGAAGAUUGAACCAAGUAAAGAAGUGGAGAAUCCAAGGUACAUCACGUCAAGCAAACCCCCUGUUGUGGGUCAUGAGUGCGAGAAAUGUGGCACUCUGCUCAAAACAGCAAUUAAAAUGCAAGAGCAUCUGGAAAGACACAAACAGCUGGAAAGCCUGAAAAAGCUUGCUGGACAGCUCCCAAACAAGGAGCAGUUGGUGAAAGAAGUUCCGGUGUUAGUAAACAGGGCUUUAAAAGGAAUAAUGGAUGAAGAAGCUGUAUCGAACCUUGAGAAAAGAGUGGAAGCCUAUGCCAGGCGACUUUAUUAUAACUCGUUUCCAUUGUGGAAAGAAAUUAGUCGUGAAUUGGUGCAUGAGGUGUGGCAGUAUGUUACAUUGACUGAGCUGGCACUUCUCCCAACUGUUGAUGGGGAUCAUUUUAUUUGGUCUCGAAAUAUGUGGCUUACAACAGGAGGCCGUAGGGAAUCAUUUGUUUUGAAUCUUCUUUUCCUUUAUCCAGAUGAUUCAGAAGUAGUUGAGGUGUUCUUUUACAAGUUUUUUGUAAAACUGAAUGAGGCAGUUUACAAAUUUGGGAUGAAAUGUUUAGGCUCACCAGAUGUUACUAGUGAUUCCUUGAGUGAAGAGCAUGAUGCAAGGUCAGAUCCUGGUCUAGAAGAUUUACACACUCUUUGUGCCCUCGUCUUGAGGACAUAUGUGAAAAGGGCAAGUCAAAACAAGACAGUGAAAGGAUGGAGUGCAGUGUAUAAGUGCAUGAAGCGCAAUUUCCUGGAGCACAAAGACUCUGGUAAACAUCCAAAGUCAGCUGAGAUGAAGGAUUGGGCUUUUGGCGAAUCAAAUAGCCUUGUUGCUUCUAAACAGGCAUUUAAGUUGUUUUCCCUAUUAGAGGCAGUGAUUGACAAUAUCAACAAAGUUAACCCCACAUGUGAUGGCCCAGCAGCUUUGCAUAAAUUGGUGCUUAGAGCAGUAUAUUUGAGACAAGAUAUAAUCAGAGCUUGGGAUAAAUUGGUUGCCACUUCUCAUUUUGAGGAAAUGGAUUCCUUAUUUGUCCUGGAAAUGUUGGUGAAAAGUUUUGCCUUCUUUUCUGGAUGUGCCAAUGCUCGAAAGCAAAAAGAGAGAGAGAUGGAAUAAAUCUUAAAAAUCUGUAAAAAAAAUUUCAAACUUACAUAAAAAGGAGGAAAAAACAGAAGCCUAAUGUAAGUUACUUCCUACUGAUAAUUUUUUUUAUUGUGAUGCUGUGAUGAAUUUACCUGUGUUUAUUACUUGUGUUAUCUGAAUAUAUAUUUGGAAAUUGUUGGAGGUGAACACAAUCACUUAUACUGUUUUAGGUUUGUUUCUUUUCUGUAAAUCAAAUGUACACAAUGUACAUGAUGUAUGGCAACCUAGCAGGCAAAUAGUGUCACCUAUAUUGGCUGCUGGGUUGCCAUUCAUUGAAUAAGUAUGUUCUCCCCAUAAUUUUAUUAGGGUUAUAAUCUUGACAAUUUUAAAAUUUGUCUCCUGUUGGCCCUCUAUGGUAUGAAUUUUCAUGAGUCCAGAGGUCAAACCUACCUUUCUUUGUAAGGGAAAUUCACAAUCAAUUUUGAUGAAGGACGUGUUCUGAGAUAUACUUGAAUCAUGAGUGUUGUGUGUGUAUAUGGAAACACUUGAACCGAAUAUUAAUUAAGUGUAUGGCAGUAUUCACAUUGCUGCAACCCUUGUUUUUUACUUGCUGGUUUUUAUUUUAGAAUGUCUUUGUUUCAUUUCUGUAUAUUUAUUUUUAAUCAAAUGAGCUAGUUGACUAGAUGAUGUAGCCCUCUUUCUGAGGAUUUCAUAACUUUAAUAUUAUAAUUAUUUAUUUAUU